UAAAAUUUAGUUUAAGGUUUAUAAGAAUUUAUUUAUGUUCUAUCAAUAAUGGCUACAUACGACAAUAAGGCUUGGCUACUCAAAAAUGUAAGAGACGCGUUUAUAGCAACCGACGAUACAGGUUUGUGUGAAAUCGUGAUGGCUGGUGAAGAUUUUUCGAAGAUAUUUCAAAACAAGGCAAUGGAAGAGAAAAAGUUGAUACGGGAAAAGGUGAUCAAGCCCAGCACAAGCAAAGAAUCCGGUAGCUAUGACGAAGAAGACAGGGAGAUUGUUACACAAUUCGAUCCUUAUCCAGACAUGGAGGACAGUGAUGAAGACGAUAUGAUGUAUGGUAGUUGCAUUCGCUACGAGGACUUUGGCGGACACAGGCAAAGGUCAAAUACAGCUCAAUGGUUGGAUAAAAAGGAGCUAGCCUUAAAAAAGGCAGCCAAAAUUAAAGUUGUCAAAUGGGAAGAUCCUUCUCAGUUAACAACGGAACAAAUAGAUGAAGCCUUUGCACCUGUGGAGGUUAAGAAGGCAGAAAAAGUUAGGUCGCUGUUGGCGGAACAGCUGGAGACAUGUCCUGAACUUCCCCAUCGUCAAUAUCUGGAGUAUGCAAAGUUUGAUGGCACAGCACAAUUGGGAUUACCAACUAAAUCUUUCAAAAUAUUCAUGACAAUGUUACCAGAGAAACAUCAGAAUUAUCCAGUUGUUGUUUGUGUGAUUGCCAGUGCCAAAAUACGGGAUCUAAUUGGUUUCACAUGCUACAAAUACAGCAUAGAACAUCCUGAUAUAGCAUUAGGUUCAGUACACAACUUCGGACUAUGUAUAGCAGAAGAUGAUGGUGAGGUUGACAUGGCAUUUCCCUGUCUCGACAACAAUGAGCCAUGUUCUAAGUUCGGUUUCACUUGCCUUGGUCUAGUAGAUCUCAAGAAAAAGAAGAUUGUCACCAAUGAUCAGUCUUACCAGAUACCAGAUAUUGAAAUGAGCAACAUGUUCCAAGGGUUCUCCAAAGCUUCAGAAUCAGGACACAGUCAUAUGAACUCAUCGAGACAACCCACAGGCAACAGUGACACGUCAGAAAUUAUAAGAGCUAUGAAUACUUUAAAUGAUGGUAACAGAGUCAUUGGCUUGCAGUCUGGCCCUUCGGUGACAGAUGCCCCACAGGACAAACAGUAUCGAGUGCAAUUACUGCAUAAAGUGAGAACGAGCACACCCGUACAACUGGUUGUCACUCUUGACAAUAUCGAAGUUAUUCCUCUUGUUAUGAACAAAAGUGCUUUUUGGUCUCGAGUGUAUUCUCCAAAGUAUUUUUUACACAGCAUGAACUCAGUAGCCUGGUGCCAAGUGCUGGAGGCCAAAAGUAAUAAAACGACAUUUAGAAUAGUGUACUCGCCGAAUCAUGAUGCAGCCUAUGCAGAAAGAAAUAAUUCAGCAAACACGAAUCUUCUUCAACAACAAGCAAUUUACAAGAAACAUGACUUCGAAUGCGAUCAUGAUAUGGCGAGGAAGAUCGUUGAAAAGGUGAACACCAUAUUAGAUUUAAGAAAUAGCCCUUGUCGUCGAGAGUACAAGUCUGUGAAGGAGAAAAAGUUAUUGACAAGGCGCAGUUUUCAUACAAAACACCUUAGUUGAGUUAUUCUGAAAGUGUUCAGAAAAUGUGUUCAAUGUUCCUGAACAGUGAGUAAACAAUCUUGCAUUGCGUUUAUAUUCUGGUCACCGAAUACGUGAUCGGCGAUCGACUAUAUAAAAUAUCUCAUCAUAUAUCCGUAAAAACAAGAAACUCGAACGUCCGGUGGUGAGUGAAAGAGAAAAGUAGUUAGUCAACGGCUUAAUUUUUACCUGUUCGGUGACCAGACUAUAUUACAAUCUCAGUAGUUGUUUAUGUAAAAACUUUACAUUACUCAUUUCAUGCUUCAAAACUCUUUAAAAGGUCUAAAGUCCCCAAUAUAUACCAGCUUCAAAUCUCAAAUAAAAUAAUUAUAAAUAAAAAAAAUACAUACAUACAUAAGGUUAGAAAGUUCUUACUUGAGUCCAGUAAGGGUCUAUACAGACAAACUGCAAUCCAACCGC
Molecule: messenger RNA, 2052 nt
Organism: Aricia agestis (brown argus)
Lineage: Eukaryota; Metazoa; Arthropoda; Insecta; Lepidoptera; Lycaenidae
Gene: Sin1
Product: stress-activated map kinase-interacting protein 1
Exons: 6
Coding region: 49-1614 (521 amino acids)
Biological process (GO): TORC2 signaling
Cellular component (GO): TORC2 complex; cytoplasm; plasma membrane
Molecular function (GO): phosphatidylinositol-4,5-bisphosphate binding
Source: RefSeq, a predicted model, not a curated record